Molecule: messenger RNA, 3702 nt
Organism: Scophthalmus maximus (turbot)
Lineage: Eukaryota; Metazoa; Chordata; Actinopteri; Pleuronectiformes; Scophthalmidae
Gene: kcnk10b
Product: potassium channel, subfamily K, member 10b
Exons: 7
Coding region: 465-2228 (587 amino acids)
Biological process (GO): stabilization of membrane potential; potassium ion transmembrane transport
Cellular component (GO): membrane
Molecular function (GO): potassium ion leak channel activity
Source: RefSeq, a predicted model, not a curated record
CGCGUCGGGAAUGAAAAGGGAGGGGAGCAUCCUCUCCCGUUGUUCUUGCUGCCGGCGUCGUAGACGCGUGCGUAAAGUUGCCGAUCUGGACCCACUCCCGGCUGUGUUACUGGACCGGACCACUGGCCACUGUGUGUUUGACAGUGAGAUGGGAUGCGAUUCGGUCCUGCGAGCGUUGCGACAGCUCAGUGAAAGGUCUCACAAGUGUCUCAGUCUGUCAGACGAGCAGCACGCGUCCAAACGAGGUGGAGGGGGAAAAAAAGGAGGAGGGGGGUACAGGAGAGGCAGACAAUGCGGUUUUGCGAUGCGUUCGUUCCUCUGUACAAUUUAUACACACAUCCAGGAAAAGACGAUAUGAAGAUGUGGGAGAAGAAUUCCUCCUGAUUUGGCUUUUUAUUGAUUUGAUUUAUUUAACAUUCGCUCUGGCAUCUUUCCUUGCUCUUUGAUUGAGAACAAAAACCGCGAUGAAAUUUCCAAUAGAAACCCCGAGAAAACAAGUUAACUGGGACCCUGAACAAGUGGCGGUCCAGACCAACCUGGUCCCUCCCAAAAAGGUUCAGCCUGGCAUGGUGAAGUCGACUCUAGUCCAGGCCAGUGUUGCCACCAUGCAGAAUCCAAUGGGCGGCGACCCAAAGGCCAACGGCCACUGUCCGCUGCCACGCCUGUCCAUCUCCUCCCGCUCUGCCAGCGUGGUGGCCAGCAUGGACGCCAGCUGUGACGGCACGAUCGCAGCCCUCCACUCAGUGAUGAAGUGGAAGACAGUGCUGGCGGUGUUCAUCGUGGUCGUUCUCUACCUGGUUUGCGGAGGUCUGGCUUUCAAGGCGCUGGAGAUGCCGUUUGAGAGAUACCAGAAGACCAGCAUCACCCUAGAGAAGGCUUCGUUCCUGGAGAGACACCCCUGUGUUACUCCAGACGAGCUGGAGGCGAUCAUCAAGCAUGCCAUCGAUGCUGUUAGUGCAGGAGUGAGUCCUAUCGGAGACACAUCCUACAACUCCAGUCACUGGGACAUGGGCAGUGCCUUCUUCUUUGCUGGAACAGUCAUCACAACCAUAGGUUAUGGAAACAUAGCUCCAAGCACUGAAGGGGGGAAAAUCUUUUGCAUUCUUUAUGCCAUAUUUGGCAUUCCUCUGUUUGGCUUCUUGUUGGCGGGGAUUGGAGACCAGCUCGGCACCAUCUUUGUGAAAAGCAUCUUGAGGGUUGAGAAGAUAUUCAGGCAAAAACACAAACAAAUCAGUCAGACUAAGAUCAGAGUGACGUCCACCAUCCUGUUCAUCCUGGCCGGCUGCAUUGUCUUCGUCACCAUCCCAGCUGUUAUCUUCAAACACAUCGAGGGCUGGACCACGCUGGAUGCCAUCUACUUUGUAGUGAUCACCCUUACCACAGUGGGAAUAGGAGACUAUGUGGCAGGUGGAAACCGUAGGAUCGAAUACAUGCAGUGGUACAAGCCGCUGGUGUGGUUCUGGAUCCUAGUGGGGUUGGCGUACUUUGCGGCUGUCCUCAGCAUGAUUGGAGACUGGCUUCGAGUGCUAUCUAAAAAGACCAAAGAGGAGGUUGGGGAGUUUAAAGCUCAUGCAGCUGAAUGGAAGGCAAACGUACGAGCCGAGUUCCGUGAAACGCGGCGGCGCCUGAGCGUUGAGAUCCAUGACAAGCUCCAGCGGGCCGCCACCAUCCGCAGCAUGGAGCGCCGUCAGCUCGGCCUGGAGCAGCGGGCUCACUCCCUCGACAUGCUGUCUCCAGAGAAGCGGGCCAUGUUCGCCAGCCUGGAUGCUGGCCGUUUCAAGACGUCGUCUCAGGAGAGCAUUGACACCAAGCUGAACAACCUGAGGCUGAAGGGGGCCUGCGAGUCGUACGACCAUCAGGGGGGCGAGCAAGCGCCGCAGACAGCAUCUUCGUCCGAGGAGAAUCUCUUCAACCUACGCUUCGGCUCCCUCACCAAACUGGCCAGACGUAACAAGAACCGCGAGCUCCGGCGGAACAUCCCUGAAGAUGUCCGACGGGCGAGUGUGGGAAUAAACACUGGCAGCGUCAUGCUGGGGGAGGAGAGGACGGAGAAAGAGGAAGAUGGGGAGCCGCAUGAGGAAAACGGAGAAAGGAAAGAAGGAAACGUCAGCCUGACGAACCUGUCGCAGUACCUGGUGGAGCGCGCCAAGUUGAAUGGAUUCAUACCAGCACAGGCCAAAGACGGAGAAAACGAUUACGUAUCCAGUGGAGGGGCACUUGAGCCAUAGACAAGAAGUGUAGAGACAGAUGUGAGAGUGAGACAGAAACUCAGACAGUCAGACUGAGAAUGCACGACACUUUGAGAUGUCAAGAAAUGUGCCUUUCUGUUUCCCAUGCUUUGAUUGGAACUGCUCCCAGGAAAUUCAGUCAGCGUGCCAUAGCCAUGGGAAGAAAAUGUGUUGCCAAAAAUGAAUAAAACUGAAGAGACAGAAGAGGCUCUAGUUAAAAUACCUCACUGCAUAUUUACUGAACAAUGGGAACAUUUCUACAGGAGCCGUCUUUCCAGCACAGCAGUCGUUUGGCCCUUCGCGGAUCUUAUGAGAUACUUGGGCACUGGCCAUCUGUUCCUGUUGAAUCUUAUAUUUUAGCAAUGUGGGCGGGACACGCAGACAGCCAGAGUCAUGUCACCCAUCUUCGGGAACAUUAUCGACCUCUGCUUUGUCAUCUCAUACUGUGGGGAGCUAUUCUUAGCUUGGCAGCCGGCCACAUAAGGACUACAGCGUUCAACAAAUGCAGAGUGGGAGGUUGUGUUUCUGCUGGAUCAAUAGACAAUACGAGCAUUAUCCUUGCCCACAUGUACAAUUAUUCCUACAUGGUAUGUGUAGCCUUAGGGUAUAAACUCCUACACACUGAGAGCUCAUAAAAAAGCGAUCUAUCUCAAUAGUGCAUGGCUCUGAAAAAACACAACCAGAUCAGUUAAUUGACAGCUGUAAUAAUGUUUCUGUUUGUGGUGAUAAAAUGAAAUAUUGGCCGGCUGCUUUCAGCCACUGCUUUCCUAAAACACAGUGCUGGAAUUCACCCCACAAAGACACAAUUGAUCACCUUUGGCCACGAGAUUGUCAGCAAUGUUGAGUUUUGAACUUUUUUUAAUUUUCUUAUACGACAUUCACAUUAUCACAAAAUGUGUUGAGAUUACCCAAAUUACUUUUUAAAAUAAGAAAUGUGAUGCUGUCGAUUUUCUACUCACUGCGCAUGUCGGCAUCUCUGUUUACUCCUUUUUUAUAUCAGCCAGGGACUUGAGUUGUGUUUUCCAUUGACCUGUAAAUUAUGGACUUAAUAUUUCAUGUUUUCUUUUUGUGUUUCCUUUCUGAAAUACAUCCUGUAGUUAAUAACUCACUGAAAUGUUUAACACAUGAAAGUGACCUUUUUUGCAUUUUAUGAAACAGGUACUGACACUACAGCCAACUUAAAAUUUUACAGAAUUAUUAAGUAUAUCACUAGCAUUUCUAAAAUUAAAUUUCCACAUGCACGCACGCACGCACACACACACACACACACACACACACACACACACACACACACACACACAAACUGGUUGUACAUGUAACCUGUUCACCUGACAUGCAUCACAUAAAACUUUUCAUGACCAUGACCUGUGACAAGCUUAGCGACUAUUUGUUGUGUACAGUUUAUUUUAUGAACAGAUCACAUUAAAUGUAGUGAGUGCCUUUUUUCAGAUAAUAAACAUAAAUUAAAUUUUAA